Phragmites australis (common reed) is the source of this 324-nucleotide messenger RNA. Its product is annotated as probable prolyl 4-hydroxylase 7. Gene Ontology annotation, cellular component: endoplasmic reticulum. The coding region runs from base 1 to 324 and encodes 107 amino acids. The transcript has 2 exons. The record is from RefSeq and is a predicted model, not a curated record. NCBI's taxonomy places the organism in Eukaryota, Viridiplantae, Streptophyta, Magnoliopsida, Poales, Poaceae. Gene Ontology annotation, biological process: peptidyl-proline hydroxylation to 4-hydroxy-L-proline. Gene Ontology annotation, molecular function: procollagen-proline 4-dioxygenase activity.
AUGACAACUGAUCUUAAACCGGUAAAGGGCGACGCCCUGCUGUUCUUCAGUCUCCACCCUGAUGCAACAACAGAGUCUGACAGCUUGCAUGGGAGCUGCCCUGUCAUCGAAGGCCAGAAGUGGUCUGCAACUAAAUGGAUCCAUGUGAGGUCGUUUGACCUCCCUGUCAAGCAGGUGGGUUCCUCUGACGGAUGCGAGGACGAGAACGUCCUCUGUCCCCAGUGGGCGGCGGUGGGGGAGUGCGCCAAGAACCCUAACUACAUGGUCGGGACCAACGAAGCACCUGGCUUCUGCCGGAAGAGCUGCAACGUAUGUGCGCAGUAA